GCGGCCGCGCGGGGCAGGGGCGGGGCCUAGGCGGCCUCUGUGAUUGGCCCCUCUCCCGGCCAGCCCCCGCUCCCCGUGCCGGGGGUGGGGGCCCGGCGGGAAGGGAAGCUGCUCGGCGGGAGAGGUCGUUGGCCGCCGCUAGCUCGCAGGUCCCUCAUUAUUUGUAUACAGAAAAAGGAUCAGCCAUGAAAUGUGUAAGAAAAAGAAGCACUGCUGAGCAGACCGAGACUUGUGGCAUCUGGCUGGACACUGCAAAGUUAAAGAAGCGCAAAAUCCAGACUCUCGUAUCCAAGCCAACUUCAAACACACCAAAUCCACUUCUUGAGAGGAACUAUAACGGUCACAUUUCAGUUAAUUUUACUCAGACAAGACUUUCCCAGCCAUACACCAGGCAAACUACCAUCUCUUCAUUCUUCAGCAUUCAACCAACAGGUGAAAAGGAUGAUGAAGAAAACUUAAAGCCAUAUCCUCUUAUGUCAAAUAAAACACACAUAGGAAAAGGCUCUGAUUUCUUGGCUGCCUCCUCUAUGAAGAACUCAGGAGCUGCUAAGUUAGAGGAAGUCCAGGCACCAACCUUGAGCCCUCAUGAGGACAACAUUCAGGAGUGUAGCCAGCUGCUUGUACAAAACACACAAGGGUUGAGCAUUCCCCUGGUGCACUAUACCUUCCCACAAGCACAGGCUAAUGGCAGGAGUGAGUGCACAGCCAUUGCAAGGACCUCAGCUGGUGAGAUAGAAGGCUCUCUCUCCAUAAACUUCACCCAGGAUUCAGAGGGCAAUAGGGUUCUAGCUCACAGGAAUUCAGCUGACUCGUUCACUGGAAGUGUUUCUGUAGCAAAUGGGAUAAUUUCAAGGAAGAGAGAGAGUUACUGGAUAGGUGAGAAAGAGGCCAAUUUGUGCUCCAAGAGGGGGAUAACUAGAGUGGGUCUCAAACCUAAACACCUGAUGAAGCGAGGUAGGAGGAGAUGCAAAAACCUGCCCCCUCGUGGAAUUUCUUUCAUGGAUUUCUCAGAGGUUGAGAAUAUAAGUCCUGCUCCCAAGGGUAAGGAAGGCCAGCAGACCAACUGUCGUCUCUCCCAGGGGCGAACAGCUAAAACAGAGCUUUUGAGAGACAAUAGUCAAAAUUUUGCUGACUGUCACAAUAUGGCUGGUUCAGCAGAAGAGCAGGGGGACAGUAAGAGCAGUCCUACCACACAGUUGUUUACCCAGGAUUCAGAGGGACACAGAGUCAUUUCUCACCAGCGCUUCUAUGAGAGUGCCAGAUCUCCUUUGCAGAAAAAGUAUCUACAGGACAAAACCAAUUUUGUCCAGAGGGUGCCUAGCCCACCCUCUGUGGAUUGCUUUAAAGUUUAUUCUUCAGUGGCACUGGACAGGACUCCUUUAGCUACUACAGCCAUUAAUUUAUGUGAGCCUGAGUCAUGCUAUGAUUUGCUAUUCACACAGGAUUCAGAAGGAAAUAGAAUUAUCAAACAUUGAUUGAGUAGUAAUUUUUUUCUGAAUACAAUGGGAUGCUGAAAAAAUUGACAUUUUUAAUGUCUGUGAAAAUUUCUCUGAAGCCUCCACAGUGCAUCACUUUAAGAAAGAUACAAGGACUAUGUAAGUGUAUACCUUGCAUAUAUGGCCUUUGGCUAGGAGUGGUAUAGACCCAAACACACAGGCUAUUUAUGCUGCAUGUGGAAUUCUUUAUUUGCACAUGUAUAAUCUCUUUUUAAUCAAAGUGAUAAUUUUAUAGCAAGAUGUGUUGUAAUCAAGUUUCCACAUCUGCUCCUAUGAACACAGGGACCAUGUUGUCAAACACUAUCUGAGUGUGACCAUUAAUUUGCACGUUUGGCAGGGCUCUGGUUAGGGGUGGUGCUAUAUAAAAGGAAGCAUGAAGGAUACCUUCAAUCCCACAUUUGAAGAAUAAGGACCCAUUACUUAUUCAAGGGAAAAAAGAGACACCUUGCCCUUGAUUUAGAACAUUGCAAUAUGUCUCAGAAGUCAGAGUCCACAAACCUGAGGACCCAUGCUGUGUAGUCUAGUGUCUCUCAACACAUCUACAGGUGGAUUAUCUACCCCCAAAAUUUAGGUUCAGCUGCCCAGUCAUGUGUUUAGCUUGUGGAAUUCAGUGGUAAAGUGGCACUAAGGUCAAGAACUCAGUAAGAGUCAAAAAUGGACUGGAUGUCUAUAUAGCUAAGAACAACCCUGGGAAUAUUUAAAAACAAGUUUGUAAAGGACACAGAGCCUCUUGCUUCAGCAGAUAGGGCAACCCCUAAUUGACUGGUGUUAUGAGGACUAGAUCUAAGUUGCUUGCAACUUCCUUUGAAGCAUGUGGUACUGGUUACUUGUCUGAUGUAUGGUAAUUAUGUUACUAUAGCAACAGAAUAUUUUGACUUAAAGGGAGUAUGCACACUAUAAUGCUUCUUAAGGGGCACAGCUGUCAGCUAUACAUCCCUUCAUUAAAUUAGUAGGAUUAAGCUACUUUGCUCACUAGAAAAAUCAGAGAUCAUCAUCAGAAACUAUAGUUGUACCAUCCCCACCAAAGGCACUGGUGUGGAGAAGGAAGAGAUGUACACAACAGGCAUUUCAGACCUUGCAAGCCAAAGUUUGUAGCUGUGUAGAGGGUGGGAUCCUAGAAUUUCAGUGCUAAUUGUGAUUGGCACCAGGGUGCUGAAACAAAGCAAGAGUGGAGUGGUAGGUUCACUUAUUUCAAAAUAGAAACCCUGAGAUUAGCGCCAGAUCUGGCUUCACAAUCUGCAGGGCCUCACAACUGCCACAGUAAGGAGGGAGAGGAAGUUAGUGUGACUUUUCUUGCUGGCCCUACCAACAGGGGGUUCUAACAGAGCAAGCUUCCUCCCUCUCUGAGCCAGUUACUGGCUGCAGGAGCAAAUCUGGACUUGAAGUGAGGUUUUCCGUUCGCUGGUCACAGUGUGGGGAAGAAUCUGGCUUGGGUACAUUGUAAGGAGGGAGAGAGGCUAAUUCACCCCAUUCAGAGGCAGCAUGAUAGUAUAGGGCAGGAAGAUCACUCAAAAGUGCAAUCAUUUGCAUUAGCUGACCCGCUAUUGUUCCUAUUAUGUAGGACAAGGCUCCCAUGUUUUCCUCUGACAAUAUGGUAUGGCCACAGCUGUGUAGCUACAGAUGUAUUUUGGGAAAACAUGGCUAAUCUUCCCUAUUGACUCAGCAGAGGAUUGCAUGUAUGGGUGUGUAGAAUUGUGCAAUGCACCUUUGGAAUAUUAUUCCACACCCUGGCCUAAAAUAUGUACCAGCCAGUCCCCCCAGUUAUACUCUCCCAUCCUACAGAAGUGGUGAUAAGUAGGAACUAACGGAGUUAGAUACUAACUGUGCGUGGUGUGUUUCAGGCAGAAUGACAAUAUAUUGUCUAGUUUCCUGCAGCGCAAAUAUUAUGGGAAUUAUGGUGUGGGAGCUGCUCACUCACCCCAAUUCUCUGCUGAGUUGCAAGGACAGUAGAGUGACUUCACAAGAAAGCAACGCAGGAGAGACCAGGAAGAGGGAGCCACAGGACCCAGUGAUUGCUGACAGACAGAUGUCAAGUUGAGUCAACAUGCAGCAUGAUGAUUCAUGCCCUUUGCUGCAGCAGAAACAAACCAAAACAGUUGCUACGGCUCAAGACACCGAUACUCUGCUACAAGCAACGUUUCAGAUACCAGCACAAGCAGACAAUCCUCCAAAAAACCCAGCACAGCUGUUGACUAUCGAGGAAACCUGCAAAUAUCAUUGGAGAACUAAGUAUAGGGAUCCAUUUAUAUAAAAGAAUCAUCAUCUACCUGGAAUACAGCUGAGAGACAUAGCACAGAAAGACACUUCAACCAGUUACUUUGAUUUAACUCUCUCCUUUCCUUUUUCCCCCACAUGGUUUUCUACAGGACUCAACUCCUAGCUUUGAUGAUUCAGUAGAUAAACUUUAAGUCACAUUAAUUGGACGAAAUCCUUACUGAAUUUUAAUAAAGUUAAUCUGAAUAAAAAGAUCAUUUUAAUGAAA
Messenger RNA from Dermochelys coriacea (leatherback sea turtle), 3978 nucleotides. It is a transcript of the gene AUNIP, whose product is annotated as aurora kinase A and ninein interacting protein. Bases 186 to 1475 code for a protein of 429 amino acids. Lineage: Eukaryota; Metazoa; Chordata; Testudines; Dermochelyidae. The transcript is spliced from 4 exons. Gene Ontology annotation, cellular component: spindle pole; centrosome. Gene Ontology annotation, biological process: spindle organization. The record is from RefSeq and is a predicted model, not a curated record.